Messenger RNA from Humulus lupulus (European hop), 473 nucleotides. RefSeq names its product protein MOR1-like. Bases 189 to 473 code for a protein of 94 amino acids. The record is from RefSeq and is a predicted model, not a curated record. The transcript has 5 exons. Lineage: Eukaryota; Viridiplantae; Streptophyta; Magnoliopsida; Rosales; Cannabaceae.
AGGUUCGAGAGAUGGAAAAAUGGAAGGAAGGGAAGCCUGGCGAAGCCAGAGCUGCUUUGUGACGUUCUGUGAGGGAAAUUGGAUUGGAUGUAGCAGAGAAAAGUGGAGAGGUUACACGAUCUGUCUCUGGCCCAGUACUUCCAAGGAAAAACUAUGGGAAUGCUGACAUACAUGUGGAGAGACAACUUAUGCCCCGUGUUCUUGCUGGUACCAAUGGCCCCACUGAUUGGAAUGAAGCUUUGGAUAUUAUUUCUUUUGGUUCUCCUGAGCAGUCUGUUGAAGGAAUGAAAGUCGUGUGUCAUGAGCUGACACAAGCCACUAAUGAUCCAGAAGGCAGUGCAAUGGAUGAACUUAUUAAAGAUGCAGACAGACUUGUUUCAUGCCUUGCAAACAAGGUUGCCAAGACCUUUGAUUUCAGCUUGACAAGAGCAUCAUCUAGAUCUUGUAAAUAUGUUCCCAACAUCCUCAUCUAG